ACGUCUUCCAGGAACAUUUGGACGUGCUGGAGAGUAGAGGGCGGUGGCAUUGCGAAACCGCUUUCUUGGAUAGAGUUACGUGGCUCAGCAGUUGCAAAGAGACCCGCAGACUAGACGUUAACCCCCUCGAAAAUGUCGAGCUGAAUCCCUUCGUUUUUCCUCUUGAACGGCGAGACUCAAUCAAUAAAGACUAGAAUGCCUCAGCUUGGAAGCCUGUUGACACAGUUUCAUCUCAGCACCAAAGCGUCAGAAAAUGCUCAAAGACAAAGUCCACAUCAGACACCAACACUACCUGACUUUAUACAUCGUGUCAGGAAACUCACCGGGCUGAGAACGGAAGACGUCUACAGCCAUCUACGUAUCCGUGACCAGCUUAAGACCGCCAAAGAUGACAUCAACAUUGUUAUCCUCACAGGCCAGGGGAUCUUCUGCAUCGAUGUAAAACCCUGGAGAGGCACAGUGUCCGCUCACAAACAGAACUGGCACCUGCAAGUGAAGGAAGAGGACCAACACUUUACCAAUACCUGCAUUGAGCAGAUUGAAGAUCCCCUCAAAGCUAUCAUGACCAAGACCGCUAACUUAUGCGGCCAUUUGAAGAAGAGCGGAGUGUCUGUGCGCCAAAGCCUCUUCUUCCCCAGGGUUGUCUUCCUCUCUCCAGACUGCGAGCUCGAUGAGGAGCUGAGGAAGAGGAGGGAGCUGAUCUCUCACGGCCAGACAGACGACUUCCUCCAAUCCUUAAGGGAGGGCUACAUGGCCUGGAUGUCAGAUGCACUGACUCCAUCCUGGCUCUCUGGUCGUCUGUCGUACAGGCAGAUGGAGUCCGUGCGGGAAGUCCUGAGGAGGGUGGGGACGUGGGAUGUGGUGAGUCUGCACUGUGGCGAGCAGCUGAAAGGAGACUUCCAGGGCUGCCAGUACAUCGCUCUCAACCGACAGGAGACAGAAACGCUCGAGUUUUCCAGAGUCAAGACCCUGUCAGCCGAUUCGCUGUGGGCCCUGCUGGGACACGCUCCUCAGGUAACGGUUAAAAUGUACAAGCGUGGAUCUCAGGGCUGGCUGGGUAAAUCCCUGAACGCCUCCACAACCAUCCCCUCCAACACUGCUGUGAUCUUCAGGGUCAGCGGGGAGGAAGCAGAUGCCAAAAUCCCAGCAAACACCAUUCACAGCAUCUUACUCAGCAACUGACGGCGUGUGUCAGUCAAUAAAGAGGGAAGCCAUCACAACGUGGCUGUGCGGGGACAGGAAGCAUUCUAAAUUACAAGUAUGCAGAUGAAAGAAAACUCCUAUUUUAGCUUAAACCCACUCACGUUUUUACUGAGUGCCUCUGUUUGCAAUUUGUCAUAUUGUACUAAAAACACAAGUUCUGAAUGUUUUUAGGUGAGCAUUUAUAGAAAAAAAAUAAAUGAAAGAUGCCAAUUUGACUGAUUCUGCGAUCCUCAGUGGCAAUAUUAUGUUAAUGAAAACGGUUUCAGACAAUUAAACUGAUUAACUUUCUCUUGUUUUGAAUUUCUAGGGCUGGCCCACACUUUACACUAGCCAUUAAUUAAUCAUUAUGCUAGCUGAUUGUGUCACAUCAGUUCCGGAUUGAAGUGUUUAAUGUGUUAAUUGUGGCGGUUAAAAGCUGGUGGCCCCUAGUAGUACGAUUGCUGCCUCUAUGGGUUUAAUGGCCACUGAUUUACGGUCUGUUUAGAAAGUGUAACUGUGAGGUGCUUUAUUAAUAUGCUCCACCGCACGGAGGAGAUGAUAACAUAUUCAAGAGCGCACAGGCGCAGCCACCCCGCGGCAUUCAUAACUGUCUGAGUCACUUUCCAUCAGUUACCAGGCUUACACAGCUGCGCUAACAGCUAGCAAUUGUAUUUUCUUUGCCUGGUAGCGGCCAAAAUGAAGUUAUUUACAUCGAGGCAUCAGUGCCUUUAGCUUAAUGCAAUAGAAGGAGCUCUCUGUGUUGAUAGUAUCUCGUUGCAUGGCAUCUCUCUACCUGAAACAUCAUUACACUGUACUCAAGCUUUUUAAAUGUCUGUUUACUGUUUUACCUGAGGGACAUAUUGCACAAACAGCACUGUUCUGUUUGCAUUUGUAAGUGCAUAUUUUUUUGACUCUGGUUGUGUUCAGAUAUUGGUCAACAAUAUGUUUGAAUGUAAAAGUGGUCUGCUUAUUGCCUUUGGAUAUUGAAAUUGAAGUUCUAAUAGUUCUUCAGGAACUGUUUUUUCCACAAAACAUAUUGACUAUAUCAGACAAUCUGGGAUUAGAAGGGUUUUUAGAUAUUGCUAGAUACAAUUCUGAGUGGUGGAUUCAUGCAGGUUAAUAUGAAUGUUUUUAUUUAAUUUUUUUUACUUGAAGAGUUGAUUGAAUAAAGCAUGGUUGUCAUGGUAUCCUCAGGUGUUUUUAUGUUUACAUGUAUUUGUACUAUCUGGGCGUCAUAAUAAACAAUCUUUGAU
Molecule: messenger RNA, 2435 nt
Organism: Cyclopterus lumpus (lumpfish)
Lineage: Eukaryota; Metazoa; Chordata; Actinopteri; Perciformes; Cyclopteridae
Exons: 7
Coding region: 196-1182 (328 amino acids)
Source: RefSeq, a predicted model, not a curated record